Oldenlandia corymbosa var. corymbosa is the source of this 3481-nucleotide messenger RNA. The record is from the annotation of a GenBank genome assembly. NCBI's taxonomy places the organism in Eukaryota, Viridiplantae, Streptophyta, Magnoliopsida, Gentianales, Rubiaceae.
CCCAAUUUGCCCUCAGACCAUUCAAUUUCCCCCAAACCUCUCCCAGAUCGAACUCGAAUUCUUCUUCAAUUCUUUUGGUAAUUUUCAAAUUAAAUCUCCGAUUCAUUCGAUUCGUUCCUUUAUCUAUCGAUUGACCCCCUUUUUUGAUUCCGUUUUCGGAAUUUCGAGAACCCUAAUUUUGCGACAUCGAAAUUUUCGAUCUCCUCCGUGAAGCCUUCAAUCGGUCGAUUCUUUACGUAUAUAUCAUCGUCUUGUUAUUUAUUCUUGUUUCCCCAAAAAAAUUUAGCCUUACAAUUGUAAAUUUUUGGUCGUCGGAUUCGUAGCUAGGGUUUCGGGUGGUUCUUGGAUUCUUUAUUGCUUGGAUCUUGAAAUUUGUUUAGGGCUUUGGUAAGUCUUGCUCCGAAUUGUCCUUUUUAGCCAGAUUCUGAUGUCAAUUUCGUUGUUUUUGCGUUUUUAAUUUUGAACCUAGGGUUAGGGUUUUGCGAAAAUUUGGGGAAUUAUUUAAUUGGUUGACUUGUAUUGGGGAUAGGGGGUUAUGCAAGAUAAUGCCAUUCUCUCUCUGUUUAUAGUGAAAAUUAAGAUUAUCAUGUUUUCUCAUGUGCCUAUUAAAAGUAUUAAGUACUUGUAUAUUUGUUAAAUGGAAUUUCAUUUCUCUGUUUAUGUUUUAUAGUUUUUAUGCUGUACCAGUUUUGUGUACAAUAGUGUUGAACUUUGUUAAUUUGACUGUGUCUUUGCAAAACUUCUUAGAUAAUAAACCCAAAAGCCAGCAUGUUUAAGUAGUAUCUGACCUGUUAUGGGAAGUUCUUUUGAGUUGCCAAUAAUGAAUAUGAUGCUUCCUACUGCUGACUUAGCUCUGCAAUGUUGUCACCUUUUAUUUAUGUUAUGUUGUUUUAGAUGUUCUUACUAGCUCCUCUUUACUGAGGAGCUUAGCUGUGGGUGAAGAUUCUGAAACCUAUUUUGCACAUGAUGUGAAUGCCUGUGUUGGACAUGUAAUGUCCGGGGAUGAGUUCUAGUUAUGAUUAGCGUCCUGUUUUCUGCUUUUUAUUGAAAGAUUGAUUACUUGUUAAUUAUGACCUUUUAAUGGCAAUAGCACUCUUUCAGAGAUGGGAGGAGAACGCAUUGGCCUUAAACAUGGUGUCAUUUAGCACCCGAUUUUUAUGUCUGAUGUGAAUAGGAAUAUGUGAAUGUGUGUGCAUUUCUUGCGGUAUCUAGACAUGUUCUAGAAUUGCUUCAUUCUGACUAUUCAUGUGUCAUCACUUUUGAUAGAACUCUCUGGAUUGUUCUUGGCCUGUGCAAUUGAUCGAUUUUCUUCCCUUCCAUCUUUGUUAUCCAGUGGAGCUAUGGGAGUUAAACGUCCUUUUGAUGAGGAGCUGCAGGAGUCUUCUUUUAAGCAAGCUAAACAACUUGAAUCUGACAAUGUAUGGAGCUCUGUUACCAAGGAUUUCUCAUCUCAUGAUGUCAGUGAGAGUGCAUAUGAUCGAGGUGAAGCAGGGGAAAACUUUGAUAAAUUCCUGUUGCUCAAAGACUUUGAGAAUGAAGGUUCUCAUUUGACGUCAAGUGUGGCUGACAAGGAGUUGGAAACUAGUGCACCUUUAUCGUGGGUCACCAGUAGCAGCAGUGAGGAAGAUGCUGGAUCAGGACAUCCAUUUCCUCCAUCUUUCUUUGCGGAGUUCUUUCCCUUCAACUUCCCCAGACGGACAGUGCAUCAGCUAGAAGAUGGUUAUUCAGCUCUGAUGAAUUCUUCUCCAAGGAAGCAGAUUCCAAUCGGACCUGAUUAUCAAGCUGAAAUUCCACCGUGGAACCCAGAUAGUAUCAGUGAUGAGAACGACCUACGGGUGGGGCGUUGUGUUAUUUCACCGUCUCUCUCGGAGGAUUUGACUCAAGGUGAGGUGAAGAUUGGUCAAGGUAGGGAAGAGUGUAACUGCUUGGAUGAAGGUUCUGUCAGAUGCGUGCGACAGCAUAUCCAAGAAGCGAGAGAGAAACUUAAAGAGGCCAUUGGUGUGGAACGAUUUGCAGAUUUGGGCUUCUAUGAUAUGGGGGAAGAAGUGGCAUGUAAGUGGACCGAGGAAGAUGAAGGUAUCUUUCAUGAGGUUGUUUACUCGAAUCCUGUGUCUCUAGGGAGGAAUUUCUGGAGGCAACUACCUGUGGUAUUUCCUCAUAGAACAAUGAAGGAACUUGUGAGUUACUACUUCAAUGUCUUCAUACUCCGUAGGCGAGCAGUUCAAAACAGAUCAGAUUCAUUGGAUAUUGACAGUGACGAUGAUGAGUGGCAAGGAAAUGGACAAAGUUUCUUUGGACGUGUAGAAGAUGACGAUGAAUUGGCAGUAGAGUCAUUUGGGCAUCAAGACAUUCAGGCAGGAUCUGAAGAUGAUAUUCGUUAUGAUGAUGAUGGUGAUGAUGAUGAUGACAGUGACAACGGUGAUGGUGAUGAUGGCGAAUCUGGUGGAGAUGUAGAUAGAAGAGCUGAUGGAGGAGAUGAUACUAACAGGGAAUAUAUGAGAAGUCCAUUCUCAAAAUCCUAUGCAUCCCAGAUGCAGAAUGACAUCAAUUCUGAUUGUGUUCCUAAUGUGAGUAAUCCUGGUGAUACUAGAAAAGUAAAUACAGCCCCGGAAGAUUCAGGUACCUCUUGUGAAAGCCAGCUCGGAUCUUGUAUUUCAUCUGGACAUGAUACUGGGAAAAGCACGAUUAGAGAUGAUUUGACUGGAUACUUCACUGGAGAAAGCAACGAUUCUAGUGAAGGCUUGGACUCCGGAUUUUUCCUGGAUCAUGGUGAUGCAAGAGUCUGGGAUGAAUCUCAUUCGACAGGUUUUGCAACAGGGAUUGAUUUUUUGCCAACUUGCAACAUGAUUGAAGAAAUUUUCGGACCAUUUUCCUCGAAGAGGAACUGAUGAGACCCGAAGUUUUUGGAUAAAAGCCAUCUGGAGACUUCCUUUUUGUGUCUGUUUUUUCUUUCAACUGUUGGUUGAUGCCAAGCUGAAUCUGGAGGCAGUGAGGUUUGCUAAAGCAAGAAGAAGCUGAGGGCAUUGUCCUAUUCUGUUUGACUUUUGUACAUAUAAUCUGUUUCAAUGGACCAAGGGGUUCUCUCGGAAUGAACCCGUUUCUCUCUCUUCUGUAGCUCCUCCAUUAUUAGAUUUAGCCCUCUUCAUCUUAGCCAACCCUCCAAAAUUUUGCUGUCAUUUAUUCCGAGUCAUUUCCUUCUGAAAUGUCAAAAUAUAGUCUUAAUUUAUUCCCCCAAUACUAUUGGUCAACCUGAAACUGUCACUGCCACAUUUGACUUUUAUUUAACUUUUCCUAGUACUUUAACUUAUUGCACCUUUGCAACCUUACGAAUGUCAACUUUAUAAAUUUUCCCAACACCACAUUACUCUAUAUUAUCUCCAUUCUAAGAUGAUUAUAACAUGACGUAUCAUGAAACUUGGUAAUCUUAAAAAAUAAUUAUUUUAAAUCUCUGCUAUUUUUGAGAAUUUUACUAUGAUUUUUU